AUGAUAAAAUUAUGGAUGCUCUUAGUUUUGAUUUGUUUUGGUUCAUGUUAAGAUAUCUUAACAUCAAUUAAAAAUUAUGCAGAUGGAAUAGUUUAAUCUAAUGUCACUUAAAAAAUACUUAUAGAUUUUGCUCCAUUAUUAUUGCCUUUUUCAAUAUUAUCUAUAAUAUUAAUAUAAUUGAUGAAGGUUUGCUUCAGAAGAUAAAAAUUUUAUGAUAAACUGCCUCAAACUGAAUAAUAAGCAAAUAAUAAAAAAGUUAAAUUACCAAUAAAACACAGAAUAUAAUUGUACUUUAUGAGAUAUUAUUGUUAAAUUUUGAGAUUAUUUACACAUUGA
Molecule: messenger RNA, 336 nt
Organism: Paramecium sonneborni
Lineage: Eukaryota; Ciliophora; Oligohymenophorea; Peniculida; Parameciidae
Source: the annotation of a GenBank genome assembly